GCGGUCAGGACGGCCGGGUCCUUGGGGGAGGCUGUGCCCCUCUGUCCCAGCAGGACCGGAGAUGGCGGCGCUGCGCUUGCUGUACCAGGCUGCCCGCAGAGGCCCACCAGCUCCCCUGGGAUACCUGCGCCCUCUCAGCACCAGCACCCCCAGGGACACUUACAAGUACGUCAACGUGCAGGAGCCAGCCAUGGACAUGCGCUCCAUCACCGACCGGGCUGCCCAGACCCUGCUGUGGACCGAGCUCAUCCGAGGCUUGGCCAUGACCCUGAGCUACCUUUUCCGGGAGCCAGCCACCAUCAACUACCCCUUUGAGAAGGGGCCCCUGAGCCCAAGGUUCCGCGGGGAGCAUGCCCUGCGCCGCUACCCCUCAGGAGAGGAGAGGUGCAUCGCCUGCAAGCUCUGUGAGGCCAUCUGCCCAGCACAGGCCAUCACCAUCGAGGCCGAGCCCCGCGCCGACGGCAGCCGCCGCACCACGCGCUACGACAUCGACAUGACCAAGUGCAUCUACUGCGGGUUCUGCCAGGAGGCCUGCCCUGUGGAUGCCAUCGUGGAGGGUCCCAACUUCGAGUUCUCCACAGAGACCCACGAGGAGCUUCUCUACAACAAGGAGAAGCUGCUCAACAAUGGGGACAAGUGGGAGGCUGAGAUUGCUGCCAACAUCCAGGCUGAUUAUCUCUACCGGUGACGGCCACAUCUCCUCCCCCCUCCCCAAAAUAAAGGGUCUGGGGGGGUUGGUGGUGGUUCUACCACCUCCUCCCCUCAGCUGCACUAUGGGCACCGGUGGCUUCUGAA
Messenger RNA from Indicator indicator, 795 nucleotides. It is a transcript of the gene NDUFS8, whose product is annotated as NADH:ubiquinone oxidoreductase core subunit S8. Lineage: Eukaryota; Metazoa; Chordata; Aves; Piciformes; Indicatoridae. The record is from RefSeq and is a predicted model, not a curated record. The transcript is spliced from 7 exons. Gene Ontology annotation, cellular component: membrane. The coding region runs from base 62 to 688 and encodes 208 amino acids. Gene Ontology annotation, biological process: mitochondrial respiratory chain complex I assembly; mitochondrial electron transport, NADH to ubiquinone. Gene Ontology annotation, molecular function: NADH dehydrogenase activity; 4 iron, 4 sulfur cluster binding.